Messenger RNA from Alternaria arborescens, 630 nucleotides. RefSeq lists its product as hypothetical. The record is from RefSeq and is a predicted model, not a curated record. The transcript is spliced from 2 exons. Bases 1 to 630 code for a protein of 209 amino acids. NCBI's taxonomy places the organism in Eukaryota, Fungi, Ascomycota, Dothideomycetes, Pleosporales, Pleosporaceae.
AUGGGCUCUGACGAUACGGCCACCACCUACGAGAAGAUCUGCCCCGAAACGACAGCUACAACUCCCGCACCUUCGUCGACCGAUGAUGCAUGGUACUAUGACUCCCCAGCCGAACGGUCCUCAAAAUCUGCCUCAUACUCAAGCGCCCUUGUCGCUUGGUUAUCGUACUAUGAAACUGCAUUGCCAGCCCAAACACCUUCAACAGAGUUAGAGAGCUGCCGUCCCUUCACCAUGCUUCAGGGCCCCGAGACAUGGGCGUUCCACGAAACUGUCUCAGGCGAGUAUACUACUAACGCUGAUGCUACAUGGACUGGUGUGAUGACUGAGGUUCCAAUCACAGUACACGGCGAUUAUGUUAAUGGGGGAACAACUCUAUUCGAUAACUAUACCAGUGUCAUGCAGCAGUCAGAGUUCAGGGAAUGGCCGUCACCCUUUUAUGCUGUUGCUACAAUUGUGGAAGCUGCGACUACACCUACACCAGCGAACACUGAAGAUUCGAACGCGGCUAUCGGAACCGGUACACAAGCUACUGGAAGUGAAGGGAAAGCGCCGAGUGUGUCGCUGCCAACUGGCGCGAUGCUGAUGGUCGGCGGAGCAGCAGCGAUUGGUGGAGCGGCUUGGGCAUUGUGA